AUGUCGAUCUCGACCGCCAGCGAGCAGUUCUUUGAUAUACCGGAGCUUCCUAGGCUUCUGACGGUGUUCCUCGACCGGAAGGAUGUCUCGAGACUCGCCCGCACCAACCGCAGAAUGAACAGUCUUUGCACACCCUCACUCUACACGAGCCUGGAGCGAAGUCACGGCAUGGAGUGCAAGAUUUGGGAGAGUUUACCGGCUCUGCUCGCACUUGCACGGAACGUCCAGCACGUCAGGAAGCUGGACACCGGAAUGGUUAUGCUUACCUACUACUACAACUGCGCACUCGCUUUCGAGGAGCUUUACUCACGUACCUUGGGCACUCCACUCCCCCGACCCCCCUGGCUACCGCCCCUCGACAUCCGCACAUGCCAGGUGGUCGCUCUGCCUCCCAUAACCCGCCUGUCGUCUCUUCGUUUAAACCUUGACCCUUUGGACGAAGGACCCCUUACGAUGCCCAGCGCCAGCGACUUUCGAGCGGCAUUGCCUCAACUCUGUUGGGUUAUGUCCCAAAACCCCGGCUUGACCCAUCUGACCUUGACCUCGGUCCCACUUCUGAGUCUUCGAGGCGGACGGAUGUUUGCUAGAGCCCUUGCUGGACUGUCCAAGUUGAAGACGUUGUCACUCUGGAUUUUUUGCAGGAAUGACGAUUGGGUUGAGCUAUGGAAGUAUAUAUUCUUUCGCCUCCCAUCUUCGAUCCGAUGGCUAUUCUUGAACUUCGAGAACUGUGAGAGGCAUUCGCACUACCAAGAUGCACUGGAGGAAGUGGUGCACGCGAACGGGUGGAAGGGCGCGGAAGUGGAAGCGGUUGCUGAGCGACAGGAGCCAUUGAUUCAUUUGGCGGACAUGGUGUUUCUUGGCAUGAGGGGGUACCGAUGGGAGACGACGAACGAUCUCCGUGCGAUGUUGGCUCAUUGCCCUAAUCUCAAGAGAUUGAAUGGCGAUAUUAAUCUUGCAGACCACGGCAAGAUCGAAGCUCUUGGGCGAUUUAUUGCAGAAGGGUGUCCCAAGAUCGAAUGGCUAGGGUUUGGGAUGGUCGAGUAUGACGAGCGGUUAUCGGUCAGUAUCAUGAGCUCAUUGCCCGCACAAGUUGCCCGGUUGGAGUUGAGGAUCGGGUCUCCCGAGUUCGACAUGUCUGCGGUGAACUUGGCCAUCCAUCGACACUCAACAACACUACGAGUGCUUCAUCUCGAAGGACGCAUAGGUGUCAAUUGGUUCUCUGCCGCCACCAUUCUCAAGGAGUGCGUUAACCUGGAAAUCCUUGAUGCCUCAUGCAGGAAGACCGAGGGCCUCGUUAUCCCCCUGGAUGAUGUUUUGGAACAUCCUUGGGCCUGCACCAAGCUGAAGCAACUCAUUCUCGCAAUUGGAGGGUGCGAGAUACCCUACGAGUCUGAUGUCGAACCGUACUACCGUCGUCCAAACCCGAUCACCCUUGACAAGGUCGAAGCUGAGCACCUCUCCCGACUGGAGGAUCUGUACAAGCGGAUUGGAUCAUUGACGGCGUUGGAGGAACUGGAUCUGAAGAUGGUGCCACUGGACGAGGACGGCGAGGUGGACUAUGAUGCAUUGGAUAAUAACCACAUAUCAUUCCCUGCGAUGCUGAACCUACCUGACCCGCGGACAGGCAUGCCAGGAUUUCUUCACCACCUGGCUGGACUGGAGAACCUGAGGGUGAUUCGAGGGUCGGUUUGGGCUGAUACCGAGGAGACAGAGAGGACGAUUGACUGGUUGGAGGUGACCUGGAUGGAAAGACACUGGCCUCUUCUCAAAUACGCCGCGUUUUACCCCCUCUCUGCCAAACUGAUACUGGAUAUCGGUAUAAUUGAAGUCGCCUACUACAACAAAUGGGUUCUCGCCUUCGAGCAGGACCCUCAGUCACAAACCACCAUGGACUCCCUUCGACUUUCAGGACCAGCGCGUUUGCCACCAGCCGACACCCACUCCUCCCAGAUGGCCGCCUUACUUUCAAUGACCCGCCUGUUCCAACUCGAUAUCACCAUCGACCCUAUCAGCGAAAAAUCCUACUCGGUCCCCAGCGUCAAGGACUUUCGAGCCAGACUGGCCCAGACCCGAUGGCCGAUAUCCCGAAAUCCCGGUUUGGUCUCGCUGACCUUGUCUGGCAUCCCAAUCCUAGAGCAUCGAGUCUGGAGUUUGGCUGAGAUAUUGGCGGGGCUCUCCAGGUUGGGGACAUUGGCUCUCGACAUCCAUUGCAGGAACCACUAUUGGUUAGAGAUAUGGCGACAACUGUUCUUCUGCCUCCCGUCGUCGAUUCGAAAAGUUGCCGUGGAUUUCAAGAAGAACGGGAGAGUUUGGCGAUACGAACAGGUCUCUGCAGUGGGGCGAUUGAAAGACAGUUCGCAUCGCGAGGAUAAGGCGCGGUUAUGGAACGGCGACUGGAGCCAUUGCUCCAUCUCGAGGAGCUGUCGUUUCGUGGGACGGGGUCAUUGGUGGAGGGAAACGGUCGAUCUCGCGGCGAUGUUGGCUCAUUGCCCCAGACUCAAGAAGUUCCACGCGCACUUGCAGAUCUCAAACUGGGUCCUGGAUGUCGAGGUUGUUGCGCGGCUCGUUGCGGAGGCGUGUCCCAGGAUUGAAGUGUUUGCGUAUGGAGCGGACCAUGCGGGGGACCAGAUGAUGUUGCCACUCAGGAUCAUGGGCGCAUUGCCCGCACAGCAGGUGGUCAGUGUUGAGUUGCGCGCUGGACGUUCCGGGAUUGAUCGGCAUAUGAUGAACUUGGCCAUACAAACGCCCUUGGUCUUGACUCGCCUCGCGCUCGGGAUCAGUGGAUGUGAGGUGCCUGAGGAGCCUGGAGUCGAGCCUUACCACCGUCGCCCAACUCCUAUCAUACUUACCGCGAACGAGACGCGGAACUUUUCUCGAUUGGAGGAUCUCUACAGGAGGAUCUUUACAGGAGGAUCGGUGCGUUGA
Messenger RNA from Linnemannia hyalina, 2925 nucleotides. Lineage: Eukaryota; Fungi; Mortierellomycota; Mortierellomycetes; Mortierellales; Mortierellaceae. The record is from the annotation of a GenBank genome assembly.